CCUGUGUCAUCUAUGAUUCUCUCUCGUAAAUUUGGAUAUUUUUUAAGAAAUCAUAGAAUUUACAAAGCAAUUAGAAUGGUAUUUGCUUGCCAAAAGGAUUCAUUCCUACAAGAAUACAACACCACUGUGGUCUCAUGUGAAAGUACAAAACUUGGAGAUAAAGAUGCGUUCGAAGUUGUUCUCCAAGACACCAUUCUUUUCCCAGAAGGAGGAGGACAGCCAGACGACAGAGGAACUAUCAAUGGGAUUGAAGUGAUGAAGAUAACUAGAAGGCAAGAGGAAGCUGUACAUUUUGUACAAGAAAAAAUCCCAGUUGGGACAGAAGUUCAGCUGAAGGUUGACUGGACAAGACGCUUUGAUCACAUGCAGCAGCACUCAGGGCAGCAUUUGAUAUCAGCUUUGCUGGAGAACAAAUUUGGGUAUAAAACAGUAUCAUGGGAAUUAGGAAGACAAAAAUCUCAUGUUGAGUUGAACUGUAAGAGUUUAAGCAAAGAGGAAAUGGCUUGGAUAGAAGACACUGCCAAUGCAGAAAUCAGAAAACAUGUUCCUGUCAACGUACAUAUAUAUGCCAAUAAGAAUGCACCUGAACUUGAGGAGGCACAGACAAGAGGGCUACCAGAUGACUACAAUGGCCCCAUUAGAGUCAUUGAGAUUGAAGGUAUUGAUAAGAAUAUGUGCUGUGGAACUCAUGUGCCCAAUCUUAGCUAUAUCCAGGCAGUGAAGCUCUUCCCUGACACUGAGGCAAUGCGUGGAGGAUGCCGUCUGUAUUUUCUUGUUGGAGAUAGAGUAUUCAAGCAUCUUGACAGGGCAAUGGAGAAUGAACGAAUACUAUCAAAGAGUUUGAGCUGCGGUCCAGAUGAACACACAGGUGCUGUGGAGCGCAUACAGAACUCUAUCAGGUCUUCAAAUAAGAUAUUAAGAUCUCAACUGAAAGAGAUUGCUCAGCUGGAGGGAUAUAAAAUAAAGUCAACUUCUGAUGGCAAGAGAUUUAUAUACAUACACAGAGAGAAUGGUGACAUGGAUUACAUGAACUCAGUAUCCAAUGAACUGGCUGAUUUGGGUGUCCCACUUCUUAUCACAGUAGGGCCUGAUAAGGGACCUGGUCAAUUCCUAUUUAUUGGGACAGAAAAACAGGUUGCAGAACUUGGACCAAAGAUAUCAUCACUACUGGAUGGUAAGGGUGGAGGAAAGAAAACAAGAUUUCAAGGCAAAGUAAAUACCUUAAAACCAAAGAUAAGGAAAAGUGUAGAUCAAUUGCUCAACGAAUUUACUUCCUUGUCGAUCAAGACCAACGAAAACGGUGAUUGAGUCAUAGUUAAUGAAGCAGAAUGGUUAGGAAACCUAUUGUUCUAUGUUUUUGUUCGUCUUUAUCCAUUGUUAUAUGAUGUUGACAGUGCACAGUGAAGGAAGUUUCUCCAUUUGUUCACAGUAUUAGGGAAUAUAAAAGGUUUUUACCCUUAAAAAUCGUUCUAAAAUACGUAUUAUUUGUUAAUUAAUCCUAUGUGAUUAAUAUUAAUUGUUUAUUGAAAAUGAAAUUGCCCUUUUUAAUGCUUUCUUAUUUAUCAUCUAGUAACUUAACUGUAUCUGCGCAGAAAUAUUUAUACCCAUGGUUUGUGGUCAUGGAAUGAAAGUUUUUACUUUCAAAAUGUCCAUACAUGAAAAUAAUAAGGAAAUGAGCAUUUUCAGCCAUACUUGCUUUGGUUCAUUGUGCACCGUCAGUAACACGUGAUGGUACGAUUCAACAUCAAAGGUAAAACAAUGGCUUUGUGUAUGGAGUUUCCAAACCAUUCCACUCCAUUAACUAUGAUUGAAUCCCUGGCGAUUAUGUAAUAAGUUUUAAUAACAAACUCAAAUCUACAGAAUAUAGAACUUGCCAAAUUUGAAACUCAUGCAUAUUAGUAAUUUGUAGAUGUCAAUUUUUCAGGUAAUGUCGUAAAUAAAUAUGCUAGUCAUCAGAAA
Actinia tenebrosa (Australian red waratah sea anemone) is the source of this 1959-nucleotide messenger RNA. Its product is annotated as alanyl-tRNA editing protein Aarsd1. Gene Ontology annotation, biological process: alanyl-tRNA aminoacylation; regulation of translational fidelity. NCBI's taxonomy places the organism in Eukaryota, Metazoa, Cnidaria, Anthozoa, Actiniaria, Actiniidae. The record is from RefSeq and is a predicted model, not a curated record. Gene Ontology annotation, molecular function: nucleic acid binding; ATP binding; Ser-tRNA(Ala) deacylase activity.